Molecule: messenger RNA, 642 nt
Organism: Drosophila takahashii
Lineage: Eukaryota; Metazoa; Arthropoda; Insecta; Diptera; Drosophilidae
Gene: Sws1
Product: SWIM domain containing Srs2 interacting protein 1
Source: RefSeq, a predicted model, not a curated record
AUGGCGCUCGAUUUGGAAAACAUUACGAAUAGCUUUUUACCCCAAUUGGUCGAUCAAACCUUUGAAAUAUAUCGAGAACAAGCGGAAUCCAACAGCUUGACAAAAGAACAACGUGGACAGUUGUUCUCCGAUUUAUCCAAUUUACUGGGCGAAGAACUGGUACUACGAUCCCUUCAACUUUUGGACGACUAUAGCUUCACCUUUUUCUACAGCAAAAUCAACCGACACAUUUGGGUGGUCGAACUUUCCAAGGGAUCCGAGUAUUUCCGGUUAAUUCCGCGGGUUAACUACUGCAAGUGCGAGUUCUUCCAGUGCCAAGUGCUGCAGUUGCCCCGAGGAGUCCUCUACCCGGACGUUCCCAGUGGCCAGGCGGGCAUUCUGGAGGAUUGGAGCGAGGAGAGCCGGGAGUCCUUCAUUUGUCAGCACCUCCUGGCAUUGCGACUCCAUCAAUUGCUUAGGCCCACGGACAGCAAGACCUCCGAGCAGGUGCUCAAAAAGGAGGAACUCAGAGAGCUGCAGCGGGACAUCUUCAGGGAUUAGAGGAUCCCCCUGCAGAGGAUUAGGAUGGCUGAUGCCACACAAUCGCCCUACGGCGAUCACAAGUUUAUAGCUCGCUUAGAUCACAUCAAGACCUUUAACCAG